This is a messenger RNA of Sclerotinia trifoliorum, 1697 nucleotides long. NCBI's taxonomy places the organism in Eukaryota, Fungi, Ascomycota, Leotiomycetes, Helotiales, Sclerotiniaceae. The record is from the annotation of a GenBank genome assembly.
UCAGCCUUCGUCUGAUAGUUUUCCAACCUUGAAGACUCCCAUUUCUUGAGGUUGUUUCUGCGACAGUCCUCACAGUUGCGUCGCCAUGACGUCUCCGGACUCAAAGCCAUACAUCAUACAAUGGCUGCUCGACACAAGGCUAUUGUGGCCCCUCCACCGCAAAGAUAAGCCGAGAGAGGAGGUCGCAGAACUGAGGACAGCUGUGGGUAUAUAGUUUGCUGGGCGCUCUGCUUGUCUAAAUUGACAGAUAUGUUAGGCUUCUCGAGCUUUGGCACUCCUCUCUGAAUCGGAGCAAGAAUCGGUCCUGAAAUAUUAUCACGUCAAAGAUGCGAAAAUGAGCUUAGCCUCGCACCUCCUAAAGCACCUUGUCAUUGCAAAAUAUUGCAAUGUGCCUUGGUCGAAGAGUACAAUUUCUCGAGAGUCAAAUGGAAAGCCUUGUUAUCACUCAACCGCAGAUCAACCUCGACUUGAAUUCAAUGUAAGUCAUCAGGCUGGACUUGUUACAUUAAUUGCUGUGAUCGGGGGUGAUGGAACAAUAAAUGUGGGAACGGACAUCGUGUGUGCCAACGAACGAUUGCCGCAUGAUUAUAAAUAUAUAGAAAAGAGUGGGUUUUUUGAUUGGGUCGACAUGCACGGAGAAGUGUUCGCAGAUUCAGAGAUCAACUUUAUGAAGCUUUCGUCGCUUGGACUCGAAGAAGUUGUGCCCGGCAAGAAGCUUCAUGGAUAUGGCAACGAUGCGCUUUCGAGAUGUCAGUGGAGAAACAGGCAAUUGGAUCUUGUCAUCGAGGACUCUGAAGGAAAUACCGCACAAUCAAGAAUUGAUAGUAAUAAGGUCAUUGAUGCGAAGCUUAGACGAUUCUAUGCCAUGUGGUGUUUGCGAGAAAGCUAUGUCAAAAUGACAGGAGAAGCUUUGCUUGCACCGUGGCUUAAGGACUUAGAGAUUUGCGACGUUCAAACCCCAAUUGCGCCCGAGGUUGAUGAUCUAAAUUCUUUGGAAAGAGGGCAGAUAACAAAAAAUUAUCGAAUUAUAUUCAAGGGUCGCGCAGUUACUAACGUACACAUGGAAUUAGCUGCGCUAGGUCAGCAUUACAUGGUGGGUGGUGCUGUAAGGGUGAGAGAGAACGACGCAAAGCUAGAGUUGGGCCCGUGGAAAGAGCUCAAUCUUGACACUGAUAUCUUGGAGGUUGCGGAGGCGAAAUCCUAGAAGGCGGAACUAUUUCUGUACAAGCCGGAUUCUAUGUGCCAUAUAGAGCAUUGUCGUGGGCUUUCUAUAAGAGUUUGGUGCUUGCAAGUCGACCACCAGAGACGAUUUGGCGGUGUUUUCGAAAUGUGUGGUGUAACACGGUUCGUGUAUUGAGGCUAGCAAUUCAAGUGCGCCGUCAUUCAAAGCAGGCUUUCAAACACGGUUUUCCCUCAACUUACUCGUUGAGUGUCCGUUCCAGACGGAAUGUGGUGGGAUCAAUUUUGGAUUGUCGCCGGUCUUUCCCAAUUCAACUUUUUUUAUAGUUUUCCCAGCCAGUGGCUAGGAACUCCAUUUGUGUCCCACAACUAUUUUAGCUUUACUCUGGAUCAUUACGCAUGAUGCUUCAUGUAAUCUCAAGCAUGUCUUUUCGAAGAAUUUUAUGAGCACCGAAUUUAUGCAGACAUUCAGAAACCGUUACUUUCCAAUAUGUUCACUUCGUUUCCUAUUCUAGUUC